AUGCGCGCAAUUGCGCAACUCGUCCAUGCCUCCUUCCGCAACGUAGAGCGCGCCGCCGACUGGCUCACGGGCGCCGCCGGGCCCGUGUUCAUCGCCAUCUGCCUCACGCUCGUCAUCGGCGGCAUAUGGACGUUUUUCAGCACAAUGUUCGUCGAGCUCGCACCGCUCCCACCCGAACUCGCCAAUCUGCUACACACCUAUUCGCCCGCACACAUUGCGCUCGGCCUCGUGCCCACGUUCUUCGACUCGGCCGUCAAGGAUCCGCUUGCCACCCUCCGCUUCUUUGUCUCGCUGAUCGCGUGCCUCUACAUCGUCUACAGCAUCGGAUGGCACUACUACAUGGCGUGUACCGUCUCUCCGGGUACUGUGUGCGACGGGCUGGGCGAUGCGGUGCCUGAGCGGAGGAGUGGGCCGGGAAGCAGCAUCUGGUGGGCAAGGUUUCGCGCUAGGGCGGCGCGCGCAUCGGGUCCCAAGCUCGCGCAUCUUGACUUGACGCAUCCCGAGCUGGCUACGCAUGGCCCGCCAGAGCCGGCCGCGCCUGUCAGAGUGUCGUCCGUGGCAGAUCUGAGGAAGCUUAACAAGGCGCUCGACGGGCUCGACACCAACAGGGCCAGGUCCGCAUCCGUCACCGCAUCGCGCUCGUCGUCCGAACGUCUCCCGCCCGUCGCGGGCGCCUCGCUCUCGUCGUCCCAUCGCUCCUCGUCCAGCAGCGAAGCAGGCACCCCACGCAUCCCUCGCAGCGACCUGCCGCUCUCCAUCCACGACGUCAACCCCAUGGUCGCCUCGCCUGCCGCCCUGGCCGAUGUCGAGCCCUCGUCCAACCCGCUCUUCCCGCCACUGGCCAAGCAGGACCUCGACACGGAUGUGGAUGGGGAAGAGGUGGAUCAGGACGACGAGGACGUGUUUCCGCUCGCAGGCAUGUGUCGCAAGUGCACCACCAUCCCGCUCGUCCGCGCGCUCGCCGUGCUCCCACCCGAGCUGCGCAAGGUCGAAAAGCAGCUGCGCACCGCCCCGCCCUCGCAGACCUUCACCUCGAAGCUCGCGCCCGAAGACGUCGACGAGGGCGAGGCCGAGGUGCGCGCGUGGCUCGGCGAUGCGGCGGCCGAAAAGCUCGUGGCGCCGCCCAAGCCCGAACGCGCCCAUCACUGUAGGACGUGCAAGACGUGCACGCUCAAGUUCGACCACCACUGUCCCUGGCUCAACCAGUGCGUGGGGCUGGGCAACGAGCGCUACUUUGUGCUGUUUAUGGCGUGGCUCAGCACGGGAUGCGGCGUGGUGCUCUUCUCCGGCUGGAACGUCAUGCGCGCUAGUUUGAGCUGGAGCGCCAACUGGCCGUAUCCGUAUACCCCGCGCGUGCUCGUCAUGCUCCUCUUCAUCCUCGCGCUCGUCAUGGGCGCCGCACUCGGCGUCAUGGCUGCCUGGCAACUCAUCCUCGUCGCGCGCGGUGAAACUAGCGUCGAAUCCCAAGACAACACGCACUAUCGAGAGCUGGCGAGCAAGCGCGGCGUCGAAUUCAUCAACGUCUACGACGUUGGGUGGAGACGCAAUCUGCAGCUCUUCUUCAACAUCGGUCCGGAUUCACCCUAUGUAUGGUAUACGGUGCUGCUGCCUGUGCGUGUGCCGCCGUAUUCGGACGGAUGGCACUUUGCAAAGCGCCGUGGCCUCGGUGGCAAACAUACCGGCAUCGAUCUGCAGGAACACCUCACCGAUGAGGAGUUUGAAGACGACCACUACCAGCCCCAACCGCCGGCCACCUCUUCCUAG
Messenger RNA from Moesziomyces antarcticus, 1764 nucleotides. RefSeq lists its product as uncharacterized. NCBI's taxonomy places the organism in Eukaryota, Fungi, Basidiomycota, Ustilaginomycetes, Ustilaginales, Ustilaginaceae. The coding region runs from base 1 to 1764 and encodes 587 amino acids. The record is from RefSeq and is a predicted model, not a curated record. Gene Ontology annotation, molecular function: palmitoyltransferase activity. The transcript has 3 exons.